Dentiscutata erythropus is the source of this 642-nucleotide messenger RNA. The record is from the annotation of a GenBank genome assembly. Lineage: Eukaryota; Fungi; Glomeromycota; Glomeromycetes; Diversisporales; Gigasporaceae.
AUGAUAGCAUCAAAAAUUUUAACAAAAGUUGAUUCAUGCAUUGUUGGUUCUUGUAAUGAUAAUAGAAAAUUAAAUAUUUGUCGCAAUAAAAGAGAAUAUGGUCUUUCUAUCGAUACAGAGUACCAAUUCGGUCCUCAAAAUAAAAUCAUUGAAGACAGUGAAGAUACAAAACAAAAUACUUAUUUUCAAUUGACAACUUAUCAUAAUCAAGAUAGAGAAAGAAGAAUUCAAUUACCUAUUGAAAAAGAUGUCACUAUUCAAACAGAUCCUUCUAUUAGAGAUAUUAUUUUAGAUAGAGAUAUUCAGGAUAUACAGUUUCACAAAUAUAUAAUGCCACAUUUAGAAACUAAAUUAAAAGUAGAAUGUGGAGGAUGUGAAUUUCAAGAUCAUGAGAUAAAUUUAUGUUUAAAUCUUAAUAAGUUAAAAGUUUGUUUAUUAGAAAAUGAUCAAAACACUGUUAAGAUUUUUAAUCAGGGGAAUUUUGCUUUAGUUGGUUUCGUAGAUUAUUGCAACAUGUUUUAUAAAUUUAAACAAGAAAAUGGGGAUAAGAAUUUUUUAUUUUUCGGUGAAAAUUUUAGUUCAAUAGAAGCUAGAUUAGAUAUUCCAUUCUUUUUGCAUGGUGGAUAUGUGGAAACAUCAUAG